UCCGACAGGUAGCGUCACAGAACAGGGAAGUUGUUUCGCUAUGCCAGUGACUCGUUAUUCCAGACGGACAACUUUUAAGGGAGUGCGGCAUGUCAACUGCCUCGUGAGCUGGCGUGGUCGCUCACACAUGGCCUUCGACGCCCUCGUACCUUAGGAUGGGGUGACGAUGGCGUGGCACAAGCUGCUGGACGGUACGCCCGAGCGAAAAAGCGGAAAGUUGAACAUGGACUUUCUGAAGAGUCGGUUGCCCAAUGGUCAGGGGGCUCCUGUCCAGCCCGCCGCCCCGCCGCAGGAAGCCGGCCCACAGCUCAUCCGCAUGAGGAGGAUGGGGCUGCUGGUCAUGAGGGAUACUAUUGUGGAGGAGGACACCACGGUCGACGGCAACCCGGUGGUCACCCCAGCCGGGCUGCUCCGAAAUAGGAGAACUCAAUUCAAAGAAAACAUCCAGCGAUUUCGAAAAACCUCCUUUUUACAGCAUGCUCAACGUGGCCGGAACCGCCAGGCUUCCGCGCCGGUCAGCAGCAGCAGCGUGAGUAGACGGCGCGCCCCCGCCUUGACGACUCCCCUGUGGGAAAAACACAACUUCGCGGCCAUGUCCAUUAUCACCAUCGACCCCGAGCUCAAGCCCGGGGAGUUCGUCAUCAAGAGCCUGUUCGCCGAGUUCGCCGUGCUGGCCGAGAAGAAGAUCGAGAUGGUGAUGGCCGAACCGCUGGAGAAACCUCUUUCCCGCUCCCUCCAGAGAGGGGAGGAUGCACAGUUUGACCAGUUAAUAAGCUCUAUGAGCUCCAUAGCCGAACACUGUUUGCCCUCCCUGCUGCGUACGCUCUUCGACUGGUACCGGCGCCAAAGCGGCACCGAAGACGAGUCGUACGAGUACAGGCCUCGUUCCAGCACAAAGUCCAAAGGAGAUGAUCAGCACCGAGAUAAAGACUACCUUCUGGAGAGGAGGGAUUUAGCCAUAGAUUUCAUGUUUUGCCUGGUGUCGGUGGAAGUUCUCAAACGGAUUCCUCUUCACCCAGUGCCGGACGCUUUAGUACACGAAGUUCUAAACCUGGCAUUUAAGCACUUUAAACAUAAAGAGGGAUACUGUGGCCCCAACACAGGCAACGUGCACAUCAUCGCAGACUUGUACGCAGAGGUCAUUGGAGUUCUCACGCAGUCAAAGUUUUUAGCUGUGACGAAAAAGUUCAACACUGAACUGGAUGAGCUCCGGAAAAAAGAGCAGAGUCCCUACAUCGUGCAGUGCAUCAUCAGUCUCAUCAUGGGCAUGAAAUUCUUUCGGGUCAAAAUGUACCCCGUGGAGGAUUUCGAGGCGUCCUUUCUCUUCAUGCAGGAGUGUGCCCAGUACUUCCUGGAAGUCAAGGACAAGGACAUAAAACACGCCCUCGCCGGCCUCUUUGUGGAGAUUCUGAUCCCAGUUGCGGCCGCGGUGAAGAAUGAAGUCAACGUGCCGUGCCUGAAGAACUUUGUGGAGAAGCUGUACCAGACCACCUUUGACCUUAGCUCCAGAAAGAAGCACUCUUUGGCCCUGUACCCCUUGGUGACCUGCUUACUGUGCGUCAGCCAGAAACAGUUCUUCCUCAACAACUGGCACAUCUUCCUGCAGAACUGCCUCUCGCACCUCAAGAACAAAGACCCCAAAAUGUCCCGAGUGGCUCUGGAGUCACUUUACAGGCUGCUGUGGGUGUACAUUAUCAGGAUCAAGUGUGAGAGCAACACUGUCACGCAGAGUCGACUACUCAGCAUCGUUUCAGCACUUUUCCCCAAAGGCUCCCGCAGUGUGGUGCCACGGGACACGCCCCUCAACAUAUUUGUCCGAAUCAUCCAGUUCAUUGCUCAGGAAAGACUGGACUUUGCCAUGAAGGAGAUCAUCUACGACCUCCUAUGCGUGGGCAAGUUUCACAAAACCUUCACCAUCAAUCCCGAGAGGAUGAAUAUCGGCCUGCGAGCCUUCCUGGUGAUUGCCAACAGCCUGCAGCAGAAGGACAGUGAGCCCCCCAUGCCCACCACCAGCAUCAUCAUGCCCUCGGGGAACACCCUGCGCGUUAAAAAGAUCUUCCUCAACACCACGCUCACUGACGAAGAGGCCAAGGUCAUAGGCAUGUCCCUGUACUACCCGCAAGUGAGGAAGGCCUUGGAUAACAUCCUGAGACACUUGGAUAAGGAGGUGGGACGCUCCAUGAGCAUGACCAGCGUCCAAAUGUCCAACAAGGAGCCAGAGGAUAUGAUCACAGGUGAAAGGAAACCAAAGAUCGAUCUGUUCCGCACCUGCAUCGCUGCCAUUCCCCGACUGAUACCGGACGGCAUGAGCAGACAAGAUCUCAUCGAGCUCCUUGCCAAGCUGACCAUCCACAUGGACGAGGAGCUCCGCGGCUUGGCCUUCACCUCCCUCCAAGCCCUCAUGGUGGACUUCCCGGAGUGGCGCGAGGAUGUACUGUCGGGUUUCGUCUACUUUAUCAUGCGCGAGGUGACGGACGUGCACCCCACGCUGUUGGACAACUCGGUCAAGAUGCUCCUCCAGCUUAUAAGUCAGUGGAGGCAGGUGGCGCAAAGCAGCAGCAGGAGCCACGAUGUGCAGGUGCGUUACUUUGGUCUGCUUGGUUUGGAUCAAAUUAAAAGGUCCAUUUACGAAAUGCCCUUCAACACAAUCUUCACAGAGUUCCGAGCAGCAGCCAUUCUCUUUGUUUGGAGCGGUUCGUUGCUGGGCGUGCUUCAUGUGGUCGAAGGUUUGGCAAUGGUGGUGCUCUGCAGCUGUCGCCCUGCCACGCGCAGGCUGGCCGUCAACGUCCUGAAGGAGGUCCGCGCACUGCACACUGCCCUGGGCAUCAGCAAGGGUGAUGAGGAGCUGGCAAUAGAUGUCAUGGAUAGGCUGAGUGCCUCGGUGUUGGAGAGCUUCAUUCAUCUCACUGGUGCUGAUCAGACCAACCUGCUGUACUGUCCCAGCGGCAUCGACCUCCAGUCGCUGGCCGAAUGGAGCUCGUCUCCCAUCAGCCACCAGUUUGACGUGGUGAGCCCGUCGCACAUCUGGGUGUUUGCGCACGUCACGCAGGGCCAGGACCCCUGGGUCAUCAGCUUGUCCAGCUACCUGCGCCAGGAGAACCUGCCCAAGCAUUGCCCCGCCGCUCUCAACUACGCCUGGAUGUUUGCCUACACCCGCUUGCAGCUGCUCUCUCCUCAAGUUGAUAUCAACAGCCCCAUCAACGCCAAGAAAGUGAACAGCCUGAGCAGCAGCGACUCCUACGUCAGCCUCUGGCGGAAUUACCUGAUCCUGUGCUGCAGCGCGGCUUCCUCGUCCUCGUCGCUCGCGUGCUCCUCCUCGUCCGCCUCGGGCUCCGUCCGCUGUUCCCCGUCCGAGACGCUGGCGUCAACGCCGGACAGUGGCUACAGCUACGAUUCCAAGAUUGUGGGCACUCCAUCCCCUUCCUCACUGUUCAAACACAUUGUUCCGAUGAUGCGCUCCGAGAACAUGGAUAUCACAGAAUCUCUCGUGCUGGGACUUGGCAGGACCAACCCUGUGGCCUUCAGAGACUUGUUAGAGGAGCUCAAUCCUAUCAUCAAAGAAGCUCUGGAAAGAAGACCUGAAAACGUGAAGCGACGCCGGCGCCGCGACAUCCUCAGGGUCCAGCUGGUCCGGAUUUUUGAGCUUCUGGCUGACGCCGGCGUCGUCAGUCAAAUAGCUAGUGGGGGCUUAGAUGGCGACAGUCACUCUCUAAACAACACGCUGCUAGAGUACGUGGACCUGACCCGGCAGCUGCUGGAGGCGGAAAACGACAAGGACUCGGACACGCUGAAGGACAUCCGUUGUCACUUCAGCGCGCUUGUGGCAAACAUCAUCCAGAAUGUUCCAGUGCACCAGCGUCGGAGCAUCUUCCCACAGCAGUCGCUGCGACACAGCCUCUUCAUGCUCUUCAGCCACUGGGCCGGGCCCUUCAGCAUCAUGUUCACGCCGCUGGACCGCUACAGCGACCGCAACAUGCAGAUCAACCGCCAUCAAUACUGUGCAUUAAAAGCCAUGUCUGCUGUGUUGUGUUGCGGGCCCGUCGCUGACAACGUUGGCCUCUCCUCUGAUGGUUACCUCUACAAGUGGCUGGACAACAUUCUGGAUUCCCAGGAUAAGAAGGUUCACCAGUUGGGCUGUGAGGCGGUGAUGCUGCUGCUGGAGUUGAACCCGGACCAGAGCAACUUGAUGUUCUGGGCUGUGGACCGCUGCUACACGGGCUCCCGCCGCGUGGCCGCCGGCUGCUUCCGGGCCAUCGCCAACGUCUUUCAUAACAGGGAUUAUCAGUUCGACACUGUGGUGCUGCUGAACCUGAUUCUGUUCAAGGCCGCCGACUCCUCCAGGGAUAUCUACGAGGUGGCCAUGCAACUGUUACAGAUCCUGGAACCCAAGUUUUUCCGUUAUGCCCAUAAAUUGGAGAUCCUUCGAACGGACGGCAUCUUGACGCCGCCCUCGCCCCUGCCGCACCUCUACUCCGUGUCGUACUACCAGCUCUCCGAGGAGCUGGCCAGGACGUACCCAGAACUCACGCUGCCCAUCUUCGCAGAGGUGAGCCAGCGAAUCCAAACGGCGCACCCCGGCGGUCGCCAGGUGAUGUUGCACUACCUACUGCCCUGGAUGAACAACGUGGAGCUGGUGGACUUCAAGCCCGUCGCACGGCGCCCGGAGGACGCCGGCAGCAGCGAGGAGGACGAAGAAGUGCCAGAGGGCGACGUUAUGAUGGUCAACAGCCGGCGCUGGCUGCACGGGGAGGGAUGGGGCUCGCCACGGGCCACCACCAUGGUGCUCAACAACCUCAUGUUCAUGACGGCCAAGUACGGGGACGAGUUUGCCUGGUCGGAGAUCGAGAACGUGUGGACCACCUUAGCUGACAGCUGGCCGAAGAACCUCAAAAUAAUCCUGCACUUCCUCAUCAGCAUGUCCGGAGUCAGCAGCGAGCCCAGCCUCCUGCCUUAUGUGAAGCGAGUGGUGGUGUACCUGGGCCGAGACAAGACCAUGCAGCUGCUGGAGGAGUUGAUGAGCGAGCUGGAGUUGACAGACGCCGUCAGCUCGGCCGUCGCCCACAUGGACAACCCGCCCUUCUACCGCAUCAGCUCCAGCUACAAGAUCCCUUCGGUCGCCUCGGGUACCACGUCCAGCAGCAACACCAUGGUGCCCGGACAUGACGCUCAUCACGACGGCAAGGGCAAAGAUUCCAACAUGGAGGACAGCAGUUACACACACCUCGACAUCUACGGCGGUCUGAACACCAACCUGAACCGCCAGCACCACCGCCUGGAGUCCCGUUACAGUAGCAGCUCGGGAGGUUCCUACGAAGAAGAGAAAAGCGACUCCAUGCCGCUUUAUGCUAACUGGCGCUUGAAAGUGAUGGAUCACAACCGCCCGGAGCCUUUGCCCUUCCCCCCGACGGGCGGCUGCUGGUCCCCGCUGGUGGAUUACCUGCCGGAGACCAACACCCCCGCUGUAGCACUGCACAGAUGUAACAUCGCCGUCAUCCUUCUAACCGACCUCAUAGUGGACCACGGCGUCAAAGUGGAGUGGAAUGCCUAUUUGCAUCUCUUGCUGCAUGCCGUUUUUAUAGGGUUCGACCAUCAGCACCCGGAGGUGUACGAGCACUGCAAGCGCCUCCUGCUGCACUUGCUCAUCGUGCAGGGAGCCAACAGCAGCGUUCAAGGCAUGGCCAUGGUGCUGCUUCGCAACAGGGAGUUCAACGACCCCAGGGUGCUCACCGUCAAGCCCCCGCCGCCCGAGUUCCACUUCACAGGCGUCCAAGAGUUGCUGCCCGACUGUCAGCCGUCUCCGGUGACGGACUCGGGCCUCAGUUCCAGCUCCACGUCGUCCAGCAUCAGCCUGGGUGCCGGCGGCUCGUCCCUGUCCCACCUGUCGCACCUGUCCCACACGUCACCGUCCAUCCUCAGCGAGGUGGACGCCACGGCCGAGAAGGACGAGAAGGUCAAAGCGCUCAUCGAGUUCAUCACCUCCAGGAAGCGCGGGCCAUUCUGGAACCACGAGGACGUGUCGCCCAAAAACCCCAACAUCAAGAGCGCCGAGCAGCUGAGCGUGUUUGUCCGACAUGUCAUGAAUGUAUUCAAACUUUCCCAACCAGGUUUUCAGCUCGACUCUCUGCUGAGCGACGUAGCCCUGCAGACGGCUCUGUCGUGCUCCUCCCGCCACUACGCCGGACGCUCCUUCCAGAUAUUCCGGGCGCUCAAGCAGCCGCUCACUCCCGCCGCCUUGUCCGACAUCCUCUCCAGACUGGUUGAGACUGUGGGGGACCCUGGAGAGGAGGCUCAGGGUUUUGUCAUCGAACUUCUUCUCACACUGGAAUCUGGCAUCGACACACUGGCGGACACGGUCAAAAACUACGACCUCCUCACCGCCCUAGUGCAAACCUCCACUAGUGAUCAUCUGCUGGGGCCCAAAUUUGCGGCCAACAGGAAGAGCACGGGCCAGCUGAACCUGAGCAACGGCGGGCUGUUCCACUGCGUCCAUAAUCGUAGCAACUCCCUGCGGACCAGCCUGAUGGGCGAGCGCAGGGCGGACCGGCGGCGCAGUAACACCCUGGACGUGGCCGACCGCCUCGGGGGCAGCCACGGCAACCUGGCGCGCACCCGCAGCUUAUCGGCGCUGGGCGGCGGGGGCCCGGGUGGCAACGGCGGCCCGGGCCGUGACGCCGAACCCCCGGUGGACCCCACCAACCUCAUGGCCACGGUGUUCUGGAUCGCCGCCUCGCUGCUGGAGUCGGACUACGAGUUCGAGUACCUGCUGGCGCUGCGGCUGCUCAACAAGCUGCUGGGCCAGUUGCCUCUGGAGCGGGAGGACAACAGGGAGCAUCUGGAGAGGAUCCAGGCCAAGCUCAAGUGGUACAGCUUCCCGGGGCUGCUGCAGCUCUUCCUCAAGGGCUUCACCUCCACCGCCACGCAGGAGCUCACCAUCCAGCUGCUCAGCAAGCUCAUCAGCGUCUCCAGGCACGCGCUGGUCGACCCCUCGCAACUGGCAGGUUUCCCGCUGAACAUCCUGUGCCUGCUGCCGCACCUCAUCCAGCACUUUGACAGCCCCACGGCCUUCUGCAAGGAGACGGCGGACAAGAUCGCCAAGCUGUGCGCCGACGACAAGUCGGCCACGCUCUGCAACCUGGCCCACAUGAUGAGCCUGUACAGCACGCACAGCUACUCGCGCGACUGCGCCAACUGGAUCAACGUGGUGUGCCGCUACGUGAACGACGCCUUCGCCGACAUCACCCUCAAUUUGGUCACCUACUUGGCCGAGUUGCUGGAGAAGGGCCUUCCCGCCAUGCAGCAGUCCUUGCUGCAGAUCAUCUACAGCCUGCUGAGUCACAUCGACCUCUCGGCUGCCCCGGUUAAGCAGUUCAACCUGGAGAUAAUGAAGAUCAUCGGCAAAUAUGUCCAGAGCGCUCACUGGAAGGAGGCGCAGAAUAUUCUGAAGCUGGUGGUGUCCCGCUCGGCCAGCCUGGUGGUGCCCGACGACGUGCAACGCUCGUACAGCAGCGAGUCGUGCGGCUCGCCGGAAAUCGCUUUCACGCGCAUCUUCAACAACUCCUCCAAGGAGCUGCCCGGGAAGACGCUGGACUUCCACUUUGACAUCUCAGAGACGCCCAUCAUCGGACAUAAGUAUGGCGAUCAACGCACGGCGGCCGGACGUAACGGGAAACUUCAGAUGAACGCCGUCACAAGGAGUACGUCCUCCACAUCCUCCGGAUCCAAUUCCAACGGUCUGGUGCCGGUUAGCUGGAAGAGGCCGCAACUGUCUCAGAGAAGAACCAGAGAAAGACUUAUGAACGUUCUGUGUCUGUGCGGUCCAGAGUCUGGCAUUCCCAAAAAUCCAUCAGUGGUCUUCUCAUCCAGCGAGGACCUGGACUCGGUGGACCAGCAGACCAGUCUGAUCCCGACCGUGGAGGAGGCGGUACGAGAGGAGGAAUCACAGGCAGAGGAGAUGGGCAGUGAGCAGCAGUUUGGCGUCUUUAAGGACUUUGACUUCUUAGAUAUCGAGCUGGAGGACGCCGAGGAGUUGCAGGGGGAGAGCGUGGACAACUUCAACUGGGGUGUCCGGCGGCGCUCCCUCGAGAGCAUGGACAAGGGGGACACGCCGUCUCUGCAGGAGUGCCAGUACGCCGGCAGCACGCCCAGCCUCAACCUCACCAACCACGAGGACACGGACGAGUCGUCCGAGGAGGAGGUACUGAGCGCUAGCCAGAUUCUCAACCGCUCUGGCCGCCUCAACAGCGACUCGGCCACGGACGACACAACGUCCAACCACGUGGACUCCCUGCAGCAGUCCCAGGAGUCGUCGGGCGGCGCCCCGGUGGACGAGGCCUCGGCCCUGGCGCUCCUCCGCCGUGCGGCCCCCUUCCCACGUCCGGAUAGCCCCCCUUUGGAGACGGCCCGCUCAGACAGCACCAGCAGCCAGCUGCCUGAGGACGGCGUCGGCGUGACCACGGUGGCCGACGAGCUGAGCAGCAGCAUCAGCGAGGACACGGGCUUUGGCAGCGCCCCCCCUCUGCCCCCCGAUCGCCCGGACCUGUGCGAGCUCCCGGACGCUCACGAUCCCCCGGACCCCCGCGGGUCACCGGAGCCUCAAGAGGACCUGGACCCGGCCCCCCCUCCGCCGCUGGCCAUAGACACUCCGCCGGGGUCUCUCUGUGAGGAGGAACCCCAAACGGUCCUACCCCUGUACCGUCCGGCGGAAGCGGUGACCAAGCCGGACCUCGACCCGGACCUCGACCCAGACCCGGAUCCGGACAGCACCUGUGGCUCCGUAUGGGAGGAGGAUGUCACUCAGGCCUUGAAGGAGCUGGACGAGCGCUGCGAGGAGGAAGAGGCCGACUUCUCCGGCAUGUCCAGUCAAGAUGAAGGUGAGGCAGACUGCUUCCCCGAAACCCAGGCCUCGCCGCCCCCGUCGCCCUUCCUGUCGGCCAUCCUGGCGGCGUUCCAGCCCGUCGCUUACGACGACAAGGAGGACGCCUGGCGUUGCCACGUCAACCAAAUGCUGUCAGACGUCGACGGAUCUUCCGCCGUCUACACCUUCCACGUCUUUUCGCAGCUCUUUCAGAGCAUUCAGAGGAAAUUCGGUGCCAUCACGCACGCGUCGGUCCACUUCCUUGGCGAGAAGCUCCAGCGCAUGGGCAAUCAGUUCCUCAGCUCCUUGGAGGUCAUGACGUCGCACUCGCGGUGCCCUACCGUGCUGCUGGAUGCUGAGACGCUGGUGUCGUGCGGGCUGCUGGAGACGCUCAAAUUUAGCGUGCUGGAGCUGCAGGAGCAUCUGGACACAUACAACGCCAAGAGGGAGGCGGCGGAGCUCUGGCUGGAGAACUGCAGGAAAACCUUCGGGGACAAACAGAUCUGCCAGCGGCUCAACACCCAAGCACAGCACAUGCAGAGUCUGGCAGAGCUGGAAUUGUGCCGCCGCCUCUACAAGCUGCACUUUCAACUGCUGCUGCUCUUCCAGGCCUACUGCAAGCUCAUCAACAGAGUGGAUACCAUCAAGAGGGAGGCCGAGGUGACCAACAUGUCGGACGAGCUCAGCGCCCUGGAGAGCUGCCUGAAGGCGGCCGAGAGGGGAAAUGACAGCCAAGAGGACGUGUGCAUGCCGGACACCGCCCACGCCAACACCGAGUCGGCCAUCCAGUCGCUGGUCGAGACGCUGAGAGCGCGGGAUUUCUGCUCAGCCCUCACCCAAGUCAAAGUCUUCAGGUCUCUGUGGCCCAACGACAUCUUCGGCAGCGAGGGCGAGGACCCCGUGCAGACGCUGCUGCACAUCUACUUCCGCCACCAGACGCUGGGCCAGACGGGCUGCCUGGCCGUGGUGGGCCCCAGCCGGGACCUCUCCCAGGCCAGCGGACGCCUCAUGGAGCUCAACCUGCAGAUCCGAGAGGCGCUGAGUCGGGCGCAGGCUCCCGGCGAAGGAACGCCGUGAGCGGCGGGAGGCUCGGCGCACAAAAGGGCUAGCUACUUAAAGGAUGCGCGGGGAUAAGAGACUUCUUCAUGUCGGAGGGUCGCUUGAAGCUAAGACAUUCCUCGGCAAAGGUUUGGGAAACUGGGUUUCGGGGUGAAAUUUCAGGGCCCGAUACAUUUUCCGGAAAGUCUACUUCUGUGCCUUACUGUAAGUCUUCCAGUACCUCUGAUAACACUAUUAGCUCAGUGGCCACUGAGCCUUGAGUAGCACAGUAACAUCGGCAAACAUAGUGCAAGAGUCACAGAAAGGCAGAAGUGAAAUCCUUGGAAAAUCUCAUGGCGCUAACACUUGGGAAAAAAACGUUGUGCACAAGUAGGGAAACAUCGACAAACAGUUGAAUCAAGUUUACCUGGAAAGGUUCGACAGCAUUUUUUUUUUUUUUUUUAGAUUCCCAAAACGUCACCCCAAAGCCCAAAAUUCCAACCUUUUUUUGAGUAGCGCAUCUUCCCCACCAAAACCUCAUGCAAGAUUCCGUUUGCAAUAAGACACGCCAGCGUGCCUGGCAAAGCAGUGGGAUGAUAGAUUUUGGUUUUAUUUUGUGCUUUUUUUUUUUUUUUUUGUCCUACCCUGCACGCCAAUCGACGCGUUCAUAAGCAAAAAAGGAAAAAAAAAAAAGCAUGCUUGGAAAAGAUGAAAAGCAGAGUAUUUUUUUGGGGAGAAAUGUAUUUUUUAUGAUUCAGAGCUGAACCUCCUCGGUUGUAAAUGUUGGGCUAUUUAACGCGCGAGCGCCUGUGGGGAAAUCCUCAGGGAAGUCAGUUGUAAAAAGAGAAACGUAUAUAGAGAUCUAAAUAUAUCUGACCCCACCCCCCCCUCCUCUCAAGGCGUCCUUAACGGCUAUUAAUCACCCGUCUAACCAAAUAAGCAGCUGCCUUUAGAGGUUGUGAUGCAUAGAUAUACACGCGCACACGACUCGUAACUUAUUUUACUCUGUAUAUAUUUUAGAACAUGUCAAAGCAGUUUUUUUUUUUUUGGUCCUCCUUCCUUGUACUCUAAUGCACUGCAGAGGACGCCAUGCUCAUGUGAUGAGUCAUUCAUAACCCAACUUUGUUUUUUUUAAUUCCACGCUGGGAUGAACUGCCUUUUUUUUGUGAUGUCACAGCUGAGAGAAGGAAAAGAGGUGUGGGCUGGACUGUAGCAUCCAUAUCCCACCACACAUUUCUUCAACCUCGGAAUCCAAAGAUGGAGAUGUUUCCCAUUUGUCCACCAAGCAAGUAGAACAUUUCUCCCCUGUCGGUCACUGCUUGUCUGGUACAUUCUAAAUGCUGUUUAUUAUUUAAAGAAUUUUUUUUUUUCUUCACCUGGGAGAGCUUUGAUUUUAGAGGCACAUUUUUUGGGGGGUUUUGUUCACUCACAUUACCAGCCUUCUCUCUGGAUGAAUAAAGAUCUAAUCAUACAUUCA
This is a messenger RNA of Syngnathus acus (greater pipefish), 11369 nucleotides long. RefSeq names its product furry homolog, like (gene fryl). The record is from RefSeq and is a predicted model, not a curated record. The transcript is spliced from 62 exons. Gene Ontology annotation, cellular component: site of polarized growth; cell cortex. Bases 167 to 9931 code for a protein of 3254 amino acids. Gene Ontology annotation, biological process: neuron projection development; cell morphogenesis. Lineage: Eukaryota; Metazoa; Chordata; Actinopteri; Syngnathiformes; Syngnathidae.